CCGACCCACUUCAACGUCGCUUCACGUCACAGGGCAUCUUUUUAGACACGGAUUUGACUUUGUGCGAUAUGAGCAAAGUCUAAAAGAAAUAUUGUAUGGAGAUUUUAUGAGACACAAUCCCCUGAUUUAUUCAUCAAACAGACUGGUGCACAGAGGAGUGGCUGAACAGACUGAAGCCGAGUAACUACUCCUACGAGCAGGAGCACGAGGACACGUUUGAUGCUAACUUUGCUCAAGAGAUGGGGAUCGGUGCGGACACCAUGGCUGACCUCAAGUCUGUCUGCAGUCUUGACUCGCUUCGCUGCCAUCCUGUGGAUCAGCCGCCGGAUACAGACUUUGUUCCUCCAGACCCGACGCUGAGAACACUGAUACAAAGAAAAAAGAAACAGGAUCACAGAGCUUCUCUCAAAAUCUGCAAGAAUAGACACGACCUCUACGCGGAUGAACUGGAGCGUUUAACUGUCGGGAGGAAACCAGAGGAAGAGGCUGACAUGGUCCCCGAAGGAGAAGUCGUUCUAACCAUCAACGUCUACUACCCGGCUACUUUUGAGAAAUUUACCUACGUCAGACCCCACGUAACUCUGCUGAUGACGGGCUCCCACAGCUUGGCAGAGCUCAGGGACGCUAUCUGUUGCGUCAGCGACUUGCAAGUGUGCGGAGAGUUCAGCAACACGCCGGACAUGGCUCCAGACUUCAUCAGCAAAGAUCAUUACAAGUCAGCGUUCUUUUACUUCGAAGGAGUUUUCUAUAACGACAUGCGAUACCCUGAGUGUCAGGACAUCAGCAUCACCACCAUUGAAUGGGCAAAGACCCGCAACUUCCCGGCCUACAGCCAGGCCAAGAUGGAGGACACGCGAUUCGUGGAUCUGAAACUAAAAGUGGGCUUCCCGUACCUCUACUGUCACCAGGGAGACUGCGAACACCUCGUCAUCAUCACGGACAUCAGACUGACCCACGAGAACGACUGCCUGGACAAGAAGCUGUAUCCACUGCUCACGCACAAGCACAGGGUCACCACCCAGAAGUGCGCCGUCUGCCACGUCUACAUCGGAAGGUGGUUCACUACCGACGACCAGUUUGCUCCGAGCGACCCGUGCCUCUUCUGCGACAAGUGUUUCCGGAUGCUGCACUACGACGCUGAGGGCAACAAGCUGGGAGAGUUCCUGGCCUAUCCAUACGUGGACCGUGGUGCAUUUAACUAAUCUUUCUCCUCUGGUCAGCUGCCUCAGAUCAGAGAUUUAACGCUGUAUAAUACAGUUAAAUGUUUUAUAUCUCAGAGAGAAAUGUUUACGUUUGGGAAUUGUAUAUUUCGUUUAAAAAACCAAACUGUUUGUGUGUUUUUUUAUUAAACAGUAACAUUUAUUGGAACUAUA
Messenger RNA from Cottoperca gobio, 1373 nucleotides. It is a transcript of the gene snapc3, whose product is annotated as small nuclear RNA activating complex, polypeptide 3. Gene Ontology annotation, molecular function: RNA polymerase II cis-regulatory region sequence-specific DNA binding; RNA polymerase III type 3 promoter sequence-specific DNA binding; core promoter sequence-specific DNA binding. Gene Ontology annotation, biological process: snRNA transcription by RNA polymerase II; snRNA transcription by RNA polymerase III. Gene Ontology annotation, cellular component: snRNA-activating protein complex. Bases 240 to 1202 code for a protein of 320 amino acids. NCBI's taxonomy places the organism in Eukaryota, Metazoa, Chordata, Actinopteri, Perciformes, Bovichtidae. The record is from RefSeq and is a predicted model, not a curated record. The transcript has 10 exons.